UUUCUAUUCAAUUCUGUCUUUAUUCAAUUCACAUCUGGGUUAAUUCGAGGGAAAAGUUCGAAAUGAAUUCCGAAUUUGAUGAUGUUUUAACUAAUCAACCUGUUGUGAUUGAUAAUGGAUCAGGUGUUAUAAAAGCAGGUUUUGCAGGUGAAGAACAACCGAAAUGUUUUUUUCCUUCCAUGGUGGGUCGACCUAAGCAUGUUCGUAUUAUGGCAGGUGCAGUGGAAGGAGAUAAUUUUAUUGGAAGAAAGGCUCAAGAGUUGCGUGGCUUGUUAAAGAUUAGAUACCCUAUUGAACACGGCAUUGUCACUGAUUGGGAAGACAUGGAACGUAUUUGGCAAUAUAUUUAUACCGAUGAACUAAAAACUCUUUCUGAAGAGCAUCCGGUUUUAUUAACUGAAGCGCCUUUAAAUCCUCGAACAAAUCGUGAUACUGCUGCUCAAAUCUUUUUUGAAACUUUUAAUGUACCUGCUUUAUUUACUUCGAUUCAAGCUGUUCUUAGUUUAUAUUCGUCAGGUAGAACUACAGGUAUUGUACUUGAUUCGGGUGACGGCGUUACACAUGCAGUACCUGUUUAUGAAGGAUUCGCGAUCCCUCAUGCUAUUCGUAGAGUUGAUAUUGCAGGAAGAGAUGUAACUGAAUAUUUACAACUUUUGUUAAGAAAGUCUGGCUAUAAUUUUCAUACAACAGCAGAAAAGGAAGUCGUCCCCAAAGAAGAAAAGGAAACAAGUGGUAAAUUAGACGAUUUUAUGUUACCUGAUGGAAAUAUUAUAAAGCUUGGACCUGAAAGGUUCCGUGCACCAGAAAUUUUAUUCCAGCCAGAAUUAAUUGGAGAAGAAUACCCUGGAAUUCAUCAAGUGAUUGUUGAUUGUAUUAGCCGUGCUGAUAUGGAUUUAAGGAAAUCACUUUAUUCAAAUGUUGUUUUAUCUGGAGGUUCCACAUUGUGUAAAGGCUUUGGUGAACGUCUUUUAUCUGAAAUUAAAAGACUUGCAUUAAAAGAUAUUAAAAUCAAAAUCUAUGCCCCGCCUGAACGUAAAUAUAGUACUUGGAUUGGCGGUUCCAUUUUAGCUUCCCUUAGUACAUUUAAAAAAAUGUGGGUAUCUGCUGAAGAAUACCAAGAAGAUCCUGAUAUCAUUCAUAAAAAGACCUUCUAAAUAAAAAGUCACGUCACAAGCUUGAAAAAUUA
Molecule: messenger RNA, 1186 nt
Organism: Cokeromyces recurvatus
Lineage: Eukaryota; Fungi; Mucoromycota; Mucoromycetes; Mucorales; Mucoraceae
Exons: 8
Coding region: 63-1154 (363 amino acids)
Source: RefSeq, a predicted model, not a curated record